CUGGAAACCUUCGGCCGCUGGGAACAUCUGAGCAGCCGGCGAUGAUUGACAGCUGAGGGGACCAGCCAAAAAUAAAUGUCAGCUGCAGCAAAUAUAGCAGCGGAGUGAGAGAGAGAGAGAGAGAGAGGAUUCACCUCACUGCCCAAAUAGGCACGUCUCUCGCUGGAGGUUCAGAGACUAGCUCCCCUCCCUUGUUACUUACGCAACAUUUCCAAUUGCAAUUCCCAGAUCCGUUUGUCAGCAAAAUCAAAGGAAUUUCAAGUGUCGCAGCUCGCUCGUUGCUCAUUCAGACACCUGCUACUGUCAAAAAUAAACUGCUGGCCCCAGGCACCAUGAACUACUUCCGAUAUAUCAAUGCAGUAAGUGCAGCUCGAAAAGCUUCACCGAUUAGAGAGCUGACUGAACUGUUAAACAGGAGCCCACCAACCAUGAUCUCAUUGGCUGGAGGAAUGCCGAACCCCAGACUGUUUCCCUUUGAAUCUGCCAGUUUUACCAUCCAGGACGGUCUGAAAAUAAACUUCAGUCCGGAAACAAUGAAGAGGGCACUGCAGUAUUCCAAUUCAGCAGGAAUUCCAGAAUUAGUCUCCUGGAUGAAGGAUCUGCAAAAACGUGUUCAUAAUCCUCCAACCAUCAGCUACAGUCCUGAUCGAGGACAGAUGGAGCUCUGUGUCACCAACGGCAGUCAGGAGGGAUUAAGUAAGGUAUUUGAGAUGCUCCUAGCUCCUGAUGACUUCAUUCUUCUCGACACACCGACAUAUCCUGGGACAUUAUCAGCACUCAGACCUCUAGGCUGCAAGAUCCUCAGCAUUUUGAGUGAUGAACACGGACUCAUUCCUGAAUCCCUGUCAGAAGUCCUUUCAAAGUGGGCACCAGAGGAGGCGAAGAAUCCGGACUCCGACGUACCAAGGAUUUUGUACACAAUUCCAAAUGGUGGAAACCCAACUGGAGCUUCCAUGACAGCUGAUCGGAAGCGGGAGGUGUACCAGAUUGCUAGAAAGUACGAUUUGCUGAUAAUUGAAGACGAUCCUUACUAUUUUCUGCAGUUUGAAAAGCCUUGGGCUCCAUCAUUCCUUUCCUUAGAUGUGGACGGUCGUGUCAUAAGGACAGAUUCCUUCUCCAAGAUCUUGUCUUCAGGGCUGAGAAUGGGCUUCCUAACUGGUCCCAAACCACUCAUAGACCGGGUGGUUCUACAUAUUCAGGUUUCCACGAUGCAUACAAGCACCUUCACACAGCUCAUGGUUGCACAGCUACUGAAACAGUGGGGACAAGACGGCUUCUUGAAACAUGUCGACAGGGUGGUGCAGUUUUACAGAACGCAGCGAGAUGCCAUGCAUAAGUCUGCAGAAAGAUGGCUUAAAGAUGUAGCUGAUUGGCAGGUCCCCAGUGCAGGCAUGUUCUUCUGGAUGAAGCUGAACAAAAUCCCAGACACGCAACAACUCAUCUCGGAGAAAGCCAUAGAAAAAGAGGUACUGCUUGUGCCUGGUCGAGUGUUCAUGACUGACAGUUCAGCACCAUGUUCGUAUCUCCGAGCUGCUUUCUCCAUUUCCAGCCCUGAAGAAAUGGACGAGGGUUUGCAGAGGCUGGCUGCACUCAUCAAAGGAUCUGCGUAGAGCAUCUUACUGGAAAGGAUAGACUUAGAAUGAUCCAUCACCUCACGAAGCAAAUCAAAAAUUAACGUCCUCUUGCGAUUAUCAUUUUAUAACCGUUUCAUUUGCCAAACCGUUAGUUUAAUUGAAUGUUCUUGCACUUUCAACUGUUUCAUGUCAAACCAUAGUAAAAGCAACAAUCAGGGUAAAUAAGCAAGUUCAUGUUGAAUGAGUGUGCAGCAUCUGCAGUCCUUACUGUCUCAAAAUUCAUGUUGAAUGUUCAGAAGAACAGUUCCUUGUGUAAAGAGUGAAAGGUCACUUCUUUCAGAA
Chiloscyllium plagiosum (whitespotted bambooshark) is the source of this 1916-nucleotide messenger RNA. NCBI's taxonomy places the organism in Eukaryota, Metazoa, Chordata, Chondrichthyes, Orectolobiformes, Hemiscylliidae. The record is from RefSeq and is a predicted model, not a curated record.